Molecule: messenger RNA, 2473 nt
Organism: Pogoniulus pusillus (Red-fronted tinkerbird)
Lineage: Eukaryota; Metazoa; Chordata; Aves; Piciformes; Lybiidae
Gene: CABP2
Product: calcium binding protein 2
Exons: 7
Coding region: 103-1230 (375 amino acids)
Biological process (GO): visual perception; regulation of voltage-gated calcium channel activity
Cellular component (GO): cytoplasm
Molecular function (GO): calcium ion binding; calcium channel regulator activity
Source: RefSeq, a predicted model, not a curated record
GGCCCCGCGCCCGCGCUGGCACGUGCCCCGCGCCCCGGCCCGGCUCGGGUGUCGGGAGAUGUAACCGGAGGCCCCCGGUGCCCUCCCCUGUUGCCCCCCUCGAUGCCCCCUGGGGCGCUUCGUUCUCAAUCACCCCCCCCAGCGCCCCGGGGGGGGCCGAACUGCCCUGACCCGACUCAGGCUUCUCUCCCGAUGCGGGCCCACGUUAACUACACCACCUCCAGCGGUGGCCUCGCCCCGGCGAGGGAGCGCCAGACUGGGGGGGAUCCGGUUUCCACCCCCGCCAGCCCCAGCUCCAUCUCCCCAUCGUCUGGGCUCGGCGGUGAGCAGUGGGACAGGGCAGCGGGCACCAUGUUCUUCCUCUUUCGUGGGCCACAGCAGCGGGGUACUGGCAGCCCUGUGCCCCUGGCAUGCCGGAGCACUUCCCGUCCCCGUGGUCCUGGUAAACGGGGCGGUCGCUGCUUGUGCCUAGCUCUGCGACGUAGGGGACGGGGGGGCUCCAGCACCCGUGGCACCUCGGGGAGACAAGGGCAUCCCAGCCAUGGUGGUGUGGCCCCCAUGGAGGAUCGGUGGAGUGUGGAGGAGACAGGACUCCAGCUGCACCCCACUUUUGGGCAGGAUGGGAAGCCACAUUCUGGCCCCACAACACCAGGUGCUGGGGAUGCUGAGGAGGGGGCAGAGGCUGCACAGUCCCCACCGUUGCAGAACUACUCGGUGCUGCAAGGGCUGGUGGGGCCAGCCUGCAUCUUCCUGCGGCAGAGCAUUGCCAUCACCCAGCUGGACCGGGAGCUGCGUCCUGAGGAGAUUGAAGAGCUGAAGCAGGCAUUCCGGGAGUUUGACAAGGACCGUGAUGGCUACAUCAGCUACAAGGACCUGGGCGAGUGCAUGAGGACCAUGGGCUACAUGCCCACCGAGAUGGAGCUCAUUGAGCUGUCCCAGCAGAUCACUGGUGGAAAAGUGGAUUUUGAUGAUUUUGUGGAGCUGAUGGGCCCUAAGAUGCUGGCAGAGACAGCAGACAUGAUCGGCAUCAAGGAGCUGCGUGAUGCCUUCCGUGAGUUUGACACCAACGGGGACGGGCAGAUCAGCAUGGCAGAGCUGCGGGAGGCCAUGCGCAAGCUGCUGGGGCAGCAGCUCAACUACCGGGAAGUGGAUGAGAUCCUCAAGGACGUGGAUCUCAACGGUGAUGGCCUGGUGGAUUUUGAAGAGUUUGUGAGGAUGAUGUCACGCUGAGCGUGGCCAAGCCAAGACGGGACCCGAGCCCCCACCAUGCCUUACGAAGCGGAGGGGAACAUGGAGGAGAUGCCCAGUUCCAGCUGGGACCAUGCCAGUGCAGCACACUGCCUGAGCCCCAGGGUGAAGGUCCUCACUUGGUCAGUGCUGGAGGUGCUCACGCUCACCCUCGGCCAUGCACCGAGGUCCAACUGCAGCAUGAGAUGACGCCAGGCCCCUUUUUGGCACAGACUUGGCCACGCUUUGGCCGCUCUUGCCCUGACCUUUCCUCCUCCUGCUUCCAUCUCAUCUUGACCUCAUCCAAAAAUUUGAAGACUGGUCCCGAUCCCUCCGACUGUUUUCCAGCUCCAUUGGCUCAUCCCCCCCACCCCCUCAUACUCCAGGCCAAGCACCCUGCUCCGUCCAGACUGGGAUUUAGGGCUGACCAUCCGAUGUGACCCACCACCCAGCCCUCUUACCACCUCUGACCAGCCCCAGACCCUGCUUGGUCCUGCCCAGUGCUAGUGAAGCAUUGUCCCUUGGCUGCUGGGGCCCUCACAGAUGUACCCCAGCACCAGAGAUCCUCCUUAAGGAUCCAGCAUCCUGGCCAGGGCCUUAGGUGUUACUGGACCCUGUGGGGUGGAAAAUGGAGCAUGGGGAGUCUGGACCAGUUUAUUUUUUCAGUCUUUGCCCUUUUCAAAUGAAAAAUUUUCCAGAGGGACUUUUUGGGUGUUUUUAUGUUGAGCUUAAAGCGAAAUUGUUCAUUUUCAGUUGUGUGUGUGCUCCCCCCCAAGUAAUUUCACUGGAUACAAGGACUGCUUUGUCCCUUCCAUUGGGUACAACAACCACUGUGAACCCCUUCCCCAGGUACAACAACUGUGCUGUAUUGCCCUGACUCGGUACCCCCCCCCAAUCACUGUCUGUCCCCCAGUCCUGUAUGCCCUCAUCACCGUGUCUCCCCAUAGCACCCCAGGCCCGGAAAGUCGCUGCACCCCCACGCUCACCCUUCCCACAUGGAGCCAGGACCCCUCGGGCACCCCAUCACCUCCCCAUCCCCGGGGCCAUGGUGUGGGGGUCAGUAGAGGGGCUGAUGGGGCCAGACUGGGCUGGUACUGGGAGUGGCAAUGGCAAGACUCUUCCAACAGGUCACCUCCCCAUCACUAGCCCUAGGCUGGGAGAGAUGAGACAUGGCUCUGUGGAGCUGGUGCCAGCGGCGGCAGCAGCCGAACCCCCUUCCCAGCAUGGGGAAGCGGCGGGAGAGGGG